Messenger RNA from Teleopsis dalmanni, 1433 nucleotides. Its product is annotated as serine-rich adhesin for platelets-like. Lineage: Eukaryota; Metazoa; Arthropoda; Insecta; Diptera; Diopsidae. The record is from RefSeq and is a predicted model, not a curated record. The coding region runs from base 66 to 1433 and encodes 455 amino acids. The transcript is spliced from 3 exons.
UUGAAUUAAAUAAUAUAAGUAUCAGUGUGUUAUCAGUAGUAAAUAUUAUAAUUCAUGUACCAAAAAUGGCACGCAAAAUGAAAGCUAUGAAUGAAAGUGAUUCGCCAACAACAACGCCGUUAAUGGCGCAAAAUAUUGUUACCUCAGAAAAAGUCAAAGAAAUUUUAACCAAAGAUUUUACGGAACAUGCAAAUAACUCGGAUAGUGAAAUAAUAGAAAUUUCCAAUAUAACGGCCAAAAAGAAUAAAUCAACAUUAUUUUUAAUUAAAUCCUAUAGUUUUAAUGAAACAAUCAAGCAAACCACACCGAAGCAAAUCAAUAAAUUUGUAAAUAAAAUGAAAAGCUCAAAAGCUCCCAUUAAUGACAAAGUAGAUGUUUAUGAUGAUGAUGAGGAUUACAGUGAAAUAUUACGCAAACCGGCAAAAAUAUUUGAAAAUGGCUUACCACCAACACCAAAUACAACAACAAAAAUAAAACAAAAAUCUCGUCCUAAAUCAAUGCCAACAAAUAUUUCCGCGUCUGUUACUAAUGCUGGCGUAGCCAUUGUGUCUACCCCACGAACAAGUGUAAAGCGUAGCAGCGCAUCUUUUAUACGUCAAAGUUUUCAAACAAUACGGCGUAGCUUUCGUACAACAAAAAAAUUAUAUGAGAGUAGUAAUGGGAAAAAUGUUACAACUCCUAAAACAACAGCAACAACAACAUCAAUCGUAGCAUCUUCGGUUUCGACCUCGUCAAAUACAACAACAGCUUCGUCAACAUCGUCAGCAGGUUCGACAAUUGAUUUUACGUUAGUCAAUCAAGUAGGUGUGGAAGACGAAGAAGAGGAUGCUAUUUUUUAUGAGGGUGUUGAGGGCGAAAAUGGCGACAUUGAUGCUGCUGGUAUUGUUAUAAUGCUUAAUGGCAUCGCAACGCAAAUGUUUAAUGAACAAAGUAUGUGCAAUGGCAUUGGUACGGGGGAUGCGUUAGCAGUACUUCAAGAGGAGGAUGACACUGAUUUAAGUACUAAACAAGCACAAGUGUCAACUAAAACAAAUAUAAAAUCAUUCUCAAAAACCCAUAAAAGAUCAACCAGCAGUGUUGGUGCACUUGCCUACGGAACUUCGGAUAAAUGCAGUACUGCAUUGCAAAGCCAUGCUGAAGCACACAGUGUCAAUUGUUUGAAUACGCUUCACAAUAGUUCUAGUCCAGUACAAAAAUCUGAAAAGCCAAGCAAACAUAAACGACAAUUGAGUCAACAACUUUCGAUUUCGGGUUCCAUACAAAGUGGGAACUCGUCCACGAACUCUUCGUUGAACGAAAAUUAUCAAAAUUUAUCACCACUAGGAAGUCAAAAGAGUGAAGCAAGUAUAGAACUAACAACAUUUCGCUAUAAUAAAUUUUUAAUAUAUACGAACGGUUUGGUCAUGUCGAAAAAAGAUAUUACUCGUGAAUGA